Messenger RNA from Anguilla anguilla (European eel), 2628 nucleotides. RefSeq names its product charged multivesicular body protein 4Ba (gene chmp4ba). The record is from RefSeq and is a predicted model, not a curated record. Gene Ontology annotation, biological process: vesicle budding from membrane; late endosome to vacuole transport via multivesicular body sorting pathway. Bases 196 to 867 code for a protein of 223 amino acids. Gene Ontology annotation, cellular component: cytoplasmic side of plasma membrane; multivesicular body; ESCRT III complex. Lineage: Eukaryota; Metazoa; Chordata; Actinopteri; Anguilliformes; Anguillidae. The transcript is spliced from 5 exons.
GCAUAACGUGGUGACAUCACGGGGCCUGGCAGGCAAGAGGAAGCAGAAUAACAACAACGCCAGGGCGAGUGACAGUGACGGGCAAUCGAAGCAGUACAAUACUGGCCAACUUGUACAAUUUUUAGUUUUCCUCAAAUAGAAUACGGAAAGAUAACGUUGUUUAGUGUCUGAUAUUAUUCGAUCGAGACCCCCAGGAUGUCUUUGUUCGGAAAGUUGUUUGGUAGCGGAGGGAAAGCUGGAAAAUCCGCAAGCCCCCAAGAGGCGAUCCAGCGACUCCGGGACACCGAGGAGAUGUUGACGAAGAAGCAGGAAUUCUUGGAGAAAAAGAUAGACCAGGAGCUCAUGACCGCAAAGAAGAACGGCACAAAAAACAAACGAGCUGCCCUGCAGGCCUUGAAACGCAAGAAGCGGUACGAGAAGCAGCUGGCGCAGAUUGACGGGACGCUGUCCACCAUCGAGUUCCAGAGGGAGGCGCUAGAGAACGCCAACACUAACACCGAAGUGCUGAAGAACAUGGGCUUCGCUGCCAAGGCCAUGAAGGCCGCCCAUGAGAACAUGGACAUCGAUAAGGUCGACGACCUGAUGCAGGACAUCACCGAGCAGCAAGAGCUGGCUCAGGAGAUCUCAGACGCCAUCUCCAAACCCGUGGGCUUCGGGGAAGAGUUCGACGAGGAUGAACUGCUGGCGGAAUUGGAAGAGCUGGAACAGGAGGAACUGGACAAGAACCUGCUGGAAAUCGGCGGCACAGAGAACGUACCGCUGCCCAACGUGCCGUCCUCAUCGCUACCCGCCAGACCAGCAAAGAAAAAGGAGGAAGAGGACGAGGAUGACAUGAAGGAUCUGGAGGCGUGGGCCGAGGCCAUGUAGUCAUGGAAACGACGACCUCACCUGGAAACGCAAGGAAAGAACGGACUCUCUGGUUCAGUGCGGCUGAUUGGUUUUUUUUUUUUUGUCUUUUUUUUGGAGGAAUGCUAAAUUAAAAAGAAAAAAAAAAAACAGAAUACUCACGAACUCAUAGCUCUUCAUCUUGAAAAGCAGUAUAGUCGGCCAUUUGCAUUGUUAAAUUAAAAAAAAAAACUGAAAAAAGCCCUCGUCCCUUGGGAGAUACCCCGCAAAGCCGGGUCCUCUCUGCCCCAGUGUGUUUUCGUAUGAACAGCCACCCUUCUGAUAGGAAAGCCGCUAGCUGACGCUAGCGAACUGGCAGUAGUAUCAUUUGUGAAAGCAUAAGAGUGUAUUUUGCAGACAGUCAAGGAAAUUCAGAUAUAAUUACAGGCAGUUGCAUCUGGCAUUUUAUGCAAUCCCAAACUUUAAUGAUAUUUAACAUGCAAAAUCUGAACAAUUGGCAUCUUUUAGCCACAAGCUGAUACUUACAAAUGGAUCCAAGAUGAAAGAAAGAUUUACUAAAAGGAAAUUUGUCAAUGUUUUUUUUUUUUUUUAAACUGGCAACAUUUUCAUGAAUUUGUGGCAGAGACUGUGGGAUUUUACUGCUCUGAUGGUGAGCUGAAAAAAAUAAUAAAUCAUAAAUAUAAUCAUUCAAGCCAAAAAAAAAUAAUUUUGGCCCCAUAUCUGUAAAGUUCAAAUAUUUACCCAAACAUGAAUGCACAUUGGCUGUGGAUGGAGGUAAAAUGCUCCAAUGGAAAUGUCUUUCUCACCCUACUGUGAAAUGUAUCUGCUGAAAGCUUCUUUUGCCAGUGAUUCAAAUUCUGGUCUUCAAGCAACACGAGGACACUAAUAGCAAGCAGGUUGGCUUUCCCUUGGCUGUAAAUGACUAAUCUGUUCUUUUUUUAUUUAACUGGCUCUGUGUGUGUGUGCGUGUGUGUGUGUGCGCGUGCGUGCGUGCGUGCGUGCGUGCGUGUGUGCGUGUGUGUGGGUGUGUGCGUGCACAUGCAAAUUCGUAGGCACUUAUGACAUUGUCCUUACAUUUGUGCGUGUUCUGAUGUCUGUGUGUGUGCACUUCAUUGUUGUGUGCUUGAGAGCAUUCACAGGUGUGCAGGUGCUUUUGAGUGUGUGUGAGUGUGUGUGUGUGUGCGUGUGUGCAUGUGUGUUUCAUUCUCUUCCUCCGUGAAAUGCAUCGAAGCUCUAAAAUGCAGUGGGUGGUUCUGUACCUGUGGGUAGGGUGAAUCUGAAAGCUGUCCCAGGGUGCAAUACUUUGUGCAUGCCAGUUUUGAUUUUAAAUUAUGCUCCUCAAUUGGUGAUUUUUUUUUCUUUUCUCCCCUACAUUUUUGUAGUUCAUCCUGAUUCUUAAAGGUUGUUGUUUUCUAAUUUUCUAAUUUCCUCUCAAAAAUAUAUAAAGAUAUGUAUAUUCUGUUUGUAAAUCAUUUUCAGAGGUUUAGGAAGGUAUAAAAAUAAAAUAAAAUUAACAAAUGUAUGGCAACUCUAUAUUUAAAUGGACACGCGCUGAAAUACUUGAACUUAUGCAACGGUUUCUUUGCAUUCACUACUGUCAUUUUCAGUCUUUUUUUCUCCUGAUCACGUAUCACUUCUUUUUUUUUCUUUUCCUUGUUUUUCUUGUCUUGUCCCUCCCCCCCCAUCACCACCGGACCUUAUUCUAAUGGUACGCCUGAAUUAAACUUUUGCCAAAUGAUCCUAUCUGUUCCAUCUUGCUUUGAAUAAAAGGCAUUCUGUACA